AUGAGGGAGAUUCUUCACAUCCAGGGUGGGCAAUGCGGGAACCAGAUCGGCGCCAAGUUCUGGGAGGUCACAUGCGACGAGCACGGCAUCGACAGCACGGGCAAGUACGUGGGUGACUCCGAUCUCCAGCUCGAGCGGAUCAAUGUCUACUACAACGAGGCCAACGGCAGCCGCUACGUGCCGCGUGCCGUGCUCAUGGACCUCGAGCCCGGCACCAUGGAUUCCAUCAGAUCGGGGCCUGUCGGCAAGAUCUUUCGCCCCGACAACUUCGUUUUCGGCCAGUCCGGAGCCGGCAACAACUGGGCCAAGGGGCACUACACCGAAGGCGCUGAACUCAUCGAUGCCGUCCUCGAUGUCGUCCGCAAGGAGGCCGAGAACUGCGACUGCUUGCAAGGAUUCCAAGUAUGCCACUCAUUGGGAGGAGGAACAGGCUCUGGAAUGGGCACCCUUCUUAUCUCCAAGAUCAAAGAGGAGUUCCCUGAUAGGAUGAUGUUAACGUUCUCUGUUUUCCCAUCGCCUAAGGUGUCUGACACCGUCGUGGAGCCUUACAAUGCCACAUUGUCUGUUCACCAGCUGGUCGAGAACGGCGAUGAAUGCAUGGUCCUGGACAAUGAAGCUCUCUACGACAUCUGCUUCCGCACCCUCAAGCUCGCCACUCCUACUUUUGGAGACCUUAAUCAUCUGAUCUCUGCGACGAUGAGCGGCGUCACCUGCUGCCUUCGCUUUCCCGGCCAGCUGAAUUCUGACCUCCGGAAGCUGGCUGUCAAUCUGAUCCCUUUCCCCCGCCUUCACUUCUUCAUGGUAGGGUUCGCACCGCUGACGUCCCGCGGGCCCCGGUAG
This is a messenger RNA of Zingiber officinale, 840 nucleotides long. Its product is annotated as tubulin beta chain-like. Lineage: Eukaryota; Viridiplantae; Streptophyta; Magnoliopsida; Zingiberales; Zingiberaceae. Gene Ontology annotation, molecular function: structural constituent of cytoskeleton; GTP binding; GTPase activity. Gene Ontology annotation, cellular component: microtubule; cytoplasm. Bases 1 to 840 code for a protein of 279 amino acids. The transcript is spliced from 3 exons. Gene Ontology annotation, biological process: microtubule cytoskeleton organization; mitotic cell cycle. The record is from RefSeq and is a predicted model, not a curated record.